AUGUCGGCCGGACCGCUUGUGGAAUAUGCCGGUGUUACCGGUGUUGCCGACGACGGUGGCAACGCGAUGCUCGAGGACCUGAACGUCUACUACUCGUCGGGCGAUUUCGCAUGGAUCGUUACCUCCUCGGCCCUCGUCCUCCUCAUGAUCCCUGGCGUCGGUUUCUUCUACAGCGGUCUGGCGCGCCGCAAGUCGGCGCUAGCAUUAAUCUGGUUGUCGUUGAUGUCGACAGCCGUGGUUGGCUUCCAAUGGUUCUUCUGGGGCUACUCGCUCACCUUCUCCCACACGGGGAGCGCCUAUAUCGGAGACCUCACCAACUUUGGUCUGAUGAAGGUUCUGGCUCAGCCUAGUGUCGGGAGCACCAAGGUCCCGGACCUUUUGUUCUGCCUUUACCAGGGCAUGUUCGCCGCGAUCACCCCGGCGCUCGCCAUCGGCGCUGCCGCUGACCGCGGCCGCAUGCUCCCCUGCGUUGUCUUCAUGUUCAUCUGGGCCACGAUUGUCUACGACCCGAUUGCGUACUGGACCUGGAACGCCAACGGUUGGUCCUUCAAGAUGGGUGGCCUUGAUUUUGCCGGCGGUACUCCCGUCCAUAUCAGCUCCGGUGCCGCCGCCCUCGCCUACUCGCUCAUGCUCGGAAAACGGACCGGCUAUAACAAGGUCAACGGCCUCCCUUACCGCCCCCACAACGUCACUCACGUUGUCCUCGGUACCGUGUUCCUCUGGGUCGGCUGGUUCGGCUUCAACGGCGGCAGCGCGCUUGCCGCCAACCUCCGCGCCGUCAUGGCCUGCAUUGUGACUCACAUUGCGGCCUGUGUCGGCGGCUUCACCUGGUGCCUGCUGGACUACCGCCUCGAGAGAAAGUGGAGCACUGUCGGCUUCUGCAGCGGUGUCAUUGCCGGUCUGGUCGCUAUCACCCCUGCCGCUGGCUUUGUUCCCCCUUGGGCGGCCGUCAUCUUCGGUAUCGUUGCUGGCAUUGUUUGCAACUUCGCUACCAAGCUCAAGUUCCUCAUUGGCAUUGACGAUGCUCUCGAUAUCUUUGCUGAGCACGGCGUUGGCGGCAUUGUUGGAAAUUUGCUGACAGCUCUUUUUGCUUCCGAUUACAUUGCCCAUCUGGACGGCUUUACCACGAUUCCCGGUGGCUGGGUCAACCAAAACUACAUCCAGCUCGGUUACCAGCUUGCCGACAGUGUGGCUGGGUUCUCGUACUCGUUUGUCAUGACCUGCGUCAUCUUGUUCCUCAUGAACCUCGUUCCCGGUCUGUCGCUGCGCGUCAGCCCCGAGCAGGAAGAGAUUGGUCUCGACGAUGGCCAGCUCGGCGAGUUCGCGUACGACUAUGUCGAGAUUGCUCGCCACAUAUCCGGCGACGUCACUGGCAUCUCUGGCAGCCCUAGCCAUAGCAUCAAGGGUGAUCACCCGGAGAAGACUGCUUAG
Canariomyces notabilis is the source of this 1431-nucleotide messenger RNA. Its product is annotated as ammonium transporter. The coding region runs from base 1 to 1431 and encodes 476 amino acids. The record is from RefSeq and is a predicted model, not a curated record. Gene Ontology annotation, cellular component: plasma membrane. Lineage: Eukaryota; Fungi; Ascomycota; Sordariomycetes; Sordariales; Chaetomiaceae. Gene Ontology annotation, molecular function: ammonium channel activity. The transcript is spliced from 4 exons. Gene Ontology annotation, biological process: ammonium transmembrane transport.